Messenger RNA from Caenorhabditis bovis, 1344 nucleotides. The record is from the annotation of a GenBank genome assembly. NCBI's taxonomy places the organism in Eukaryota, Metazoa, Nematoda, Chromadorea, Rhabditida, Rhabditidae.
AUGGAAGCGUUUUGCAACUCGGGAAUUAAUGCAACACUUGAUCCGCAAAGUGAUGAGGAGCUUGCAAAGAUCAAAGGCUACAUUUCCUAUGCGCAGGUAAUAUUCUGCCUUGUGGGAGUUGUUGGCAAUAUUUUGAAUCUGCGGACACUUCAAAGUCCAUCUCUUCAAACUGUACCUUUUAUGUACAUUCGCUCGAUGGCAGUUUUUGAUUUGAUUGCGCUAUCUUUAAUUAUGAUACAUUUUGCAAUUUAUGACAAAAAAACAGUUGCGAUUUUAAUGGCAUACACUGCUUAUGUUGAAGCUCCGGUGAUCAACACAUUUUUGAUAGCAGGCCUUUACUGUGCAUUUUUCCUUACUGUUGAAAGGUUCAUGCUGAUAACGAGGCCUUAUAUGAAAGCUUCAUGCAACCCAAAAGGUCUUGCACGAAAGAAGAUCGCCCUUCUUCUUUUCUGCUCAGCAUGCCUUCAUACCCCAAUGAUGCUUCAACGAACUUUAGUCCAAGAUAAAGAUGGUAAUUACCAAAUGGUUAACAAUGUUGCACUUCUUUGCGCGGAUCCCAUCAAAUGGACAUUAUUCAAUUAUUAUAAGCUUGGACGCGAAUGUUUGCGUUUUUUCAUUGUUAUCUUAAUGACCGUUCUGAAUUUAUUCAUCGCGCGUCAGCAUCAGAUCACUAAGGAUCGACGACGUCGCCUAGUAAAGAGGGUUGGGAAUAACCGAGACCACUCAAGUCUCUCUAGUCUUGCGCCUGGUGAGAAUAGAGCUGAACAUAACAAUUUAAUGAAAAGCUUCACUGAGAAGAAGCUCACAGUUCUUAUGAUCUCGAUUUGCUUCAUAUUCAUAUUUGGAAAUCUUCCGCAAAUGAUUGUGAUGGUUAUUCAAAACGAAGCAUUGGAGAAUGUUUUUGGAUUCCAGGUGUACCGCUACUGUUCGAAUUUGUUGGAGGUCGUUAACCAUUGUUUGAACUUCUACGUAUUCUGUAUGGCGAGCAAAGAAUACACGCGAGCAUUUCUUCUCAACUGCAUUUGCUUGCGAAAUAUUCUUCUCAGAUUCCCAAGAGUUGCUAAUUAUCUGGCCACACGUAGAUCUAGCAGCAUGGUUGCCACCAGCUCAGCAGGGUUUGGCAUGGCUAACAAAGACUAUAUGAGUAUGGAUUCACUUCGAGAAGAUGUUCAGCAGUGGACUGUUGAGCCAGGAGCCAGUCAAUCGGGCACAUCAAGUUUGAAAAGCAUUCUUGUUACUGGAGCUCGUCCAGAUUGCCCAAAGAAGAAAAGCCUAACCAUUGUGAAUCAUCUUCAGAUCCCUCCAGAAGACUGCAUUCCCGAAGAAGAAUUGGAGGAAUUGUAA